Molecule: messenger RNA, 333 nt
Organism: Phytophthora infestans T30-4
Lineage: Eukaryota; Oomycota; Peronosporomycetes; Peronosporales; Peronosporaceae
Product: dynein light chain, putative
Exons: 1
Coding region: 1-333 (110 amino acids)
Biological process (GO): microtubule-based process
Cellular component (GO): dynein complex
Molecular function (GO): dynein intermediate chain binding; dynein light intermediate chain binding
Source: RefSeq, a predicted model, not a curated record
AUGCCAGAGGCAGCGAAGAACGACAACUCGUCGGAGAUCACAGGGCAGGAUUACCGCAAGAUAUCGUCGCGACCGCACUUAAAGCACAAUGACAUGACAGCGGAAGUGUGUACAGAGACGAUCGAGAUCAUCACGAUGGCGUGCGAUAAGCACGUUCCUAUGAAGAAUUACGAGACUGCAGCACAGCUCAUCAAGCAGAGCAUGGACAAGAAGUUCGGGUCGUCGUGGCAUUGCUUCAUCGGCGAAGGUUACGGAUUCGACAUCAGCUACCAGCAGAGGCACAUGCUGUAUCUGUACGUGGGCGAGAUCGGUGUGCUCGUCUACAAGUGCUGA